Molecule: messenger RNA, 4284 nt
Organism: Amoebophrya sp. A25
Lineage: Eukaryota; Dinophyceae; Syndiniales; Amoebophryaceae
Source: the annotation of a GenBank genome assembly
AGGUUGGUAGGUUCCCUAAUGUGGUACGGUCAUGAAGUAAACAAAAUAAUUCGUUGACUUUUCUGAUUUUGUAGAUUGAUGCUCUUUGUGUCAUCAAUAUGUAAGUUCUGCUUUUGCGUUUCGACAGGUGAUUCAGUUUCAUAAUUUUUUGGUUUCUUUUGAUGAUAUAGUGUCGACCAAGUGUGUCAUUAUCUAAGACAGUGUCUCUGUGAGAAAUGUGCUCAACUGAUGUAAAUUAUUUUUAGAUGAAGAUAUGAGUAUGACAGCUAGUGCUAGCUGAUAUGUAUGGAGGUAUUUCAUCACAUUUUCUUCGCAGAGUCUUUUUGUUGCUUGUGAAAUGUAAGAGUUUCAACUAGGACAAAACAACCACGUCGUGAGUUCGGGUACGUAAUACUUUCCUAGUGAAUCCUCUUUCAUCUUCAAGCUUCAAGCAUCGUCGCAAGUCCCUUCCUUUUCUCCUGUUUCUUUAGACAUAUUAAAGUUUAAGGGAAAUAGGAUGGUGGGUCCCCGUGUUCUUCAGCAAGGUUUCAGUGCUUCUUCUGGAUCGGGGAUGUGUCGCGACGAUUUCGAGACCACGUGUGACGUCACAAUGACAGAGGCUGCUCCUUCCUCGACCGCGACUUAUAAUGCUACUACGAGAAACGGAUCGGUAGUAGAGGGAGCGCAAACAACAUCACAGCAACUAAAAGCAAAGCAUGAGGACCAUGAGAAUCAAUUACUGAUACCUUCCGUUUCGACAUGUAGUGGCUCGUCGACAAGUGCAGGAGAAGAUAUUAUCCAUGGAGGACGACGAGGUGCGGGCAAGGCCAACAGUAGUUCUUCCUCACAGGGUCGUAAAGAGGACGUGCGCAUAAGAAGUAAUAAGAGGAGAGACCGCGAUGCCGCGAGCAGCGACGGACUUUACACAAAUGGCUCUAGAACUGCUGGCGGCAACCCGAGCGACGAGAUGCGCCGGGACGAUCUUGAGCAAGACGCAUCUAUGAUGAUACAGAGUAAAGAAGCUGCAGUUCCGCUUCAUCGGCAUAAUAUAGAAGGCCGGCAGGGUCUGAACCAGCAAGAAAGCCCGAUGAGUCGACAGCACGAUGGGAGGACAGGCACUUGCUCUCGCUCGGAAGACGACGGAACUUCUAGUCCAGAGCUGCAGGGAGGACAUCAAUUACAUCAGCGUCAAGACGAUGAUCUGCAAGUUGUCGGACAAGAAUUUGAGUUACAUGUUGAAGACCACGAUGACGACGAGGACUUGCUGAUAUCUUCGACGGAUGUUGACGCGGAUCAGGUCGACCCCUUAUCCGUCGUAACCUUCGUACGCGAAGUACCUUUCAAAGGUCGGUGUCUCUUUUCAGAUCGUCCUUAUCGCGCCGGAUCCGAAAUUUCGCCUGAGGGACCGGUCUUAGUGGCAGUCCAGAGUCGCCACAGAAUGCUCUGGUCGAAGCUAGAGCGAAUACACAAGCACCAAGCGUUCAAUCUGGGGACUUUCACUUUCCACUACGCCGCUGUCUUGUCUCUCCUCUUUCUGAGGGAACAGGAAAUACGUACUUCUUUCUAUACAUUGUGACUUUUUAUUUGUUGUUUUUAUGUCUUGAUGAUUCUUUCUUGCAAGAACUGUACUUGAUCCCGUUCAUGAUGUGUAGUCAUGAUGUCCUCGAAAAGUUAAAGUGUGAUGACUUCUAGAAGUGCUUGGUGCGGUUCGAUCAUGAAAUGUACUGUGCCUUACGUCUCUUAACAGGUAUCAUUUUAGACAAAUUUGUGCCUGAAGCAGAUGAAAGAGAUGAGGGCGUUCGCGAGGACGUCCGGCGCAUAGUAACCGGCUUGGAUUUCACGAAGUUACGUAGUGCUUCCGGUGUUGUCUGGCCUGAUCAUAUUACGAGAGCAGAAGAGGAUGCUGAUGAUUUAGACGAAGGAGGACGACUGCAUCAAGGAGGGGCAUCAGGUCGCACAAUCUCAUCUUCUUCUACCAGUUCCAGAACGGUUGGUGGAUCGUUGCCGCGUCUUGCGAGGCCAAAUAGUUACGAAUUUACGCAGGACUUGAUUUUCAAACUGGUAGGCGCAUGGAGGUAUAAUUCUUUCGGGCACCACACAGAAGAGGGACUUGUUUUGUACAAUCGCAUUAGUAUGUGCGCGCAUAGUUGCGACCCGAACUGCUGCUGGACGUACGGCGAGGGAGACAGCUUUGUGUUGCGGGCGCGGAGAUUCGUUGCAGCGGGCGAGGAGAUCACGAUAUCUUACCUACAAGACGACGACUUACUGAAAAGCACUGACGUAAGGCGAAAAAAACUCGAAAAUUGGAAAUUCUCGUGCAAGUGCGAUCGAUGCGAGGUACCUAUCAUACAUUUGUAUUAUACAUCACUGCCCGAACGGUUGACGAUUAAAAGAAUAACAAGUAUUUACUAGGUUGUGUCCCUGGUCGUGCUCUUGUACGUGGAGGUCUUAAGUAGUUAUUCGCUCUUGGUUGCUGUUACUGUUAGUUUUCAACGGACGACAUGGAAAAUUCAUGAUGAGGCACAACAGGUGUGUUGCUGGUUUUUAUCGUCGAAAGCAAUUAGAAAAUUAAUAUCUUAAUCUUUAUCAAUGAAAACCGUACUACAGGAGGCGAUCGACUCUUGUCGUGGAUUUCGCUGUCUCCAGUGUCGUACUGGCGGACAUUUAGUCUACGCCAACGCCGAUCCUGUGGCUUUAACGAAAUGUGACGUUUGUGGCGAGAACUGUGACGACAUCGACCAGAUCAUGCGUUUAGAGCCUGAAUAUCAGGAGAGGAUCCUCGGUUUGGAUAAGAACAACAUCACGGAUGUGCAGCUCGUGUACCAGGCGAGUUUAGACUUCUUCCACCCGCGCCACUGGUGCCUCUUCAUGCUCGAGAACAUGUUGUACGAGCACUUCAAGGAACGCGCUGCGAAAGAAGUACCACCAAGUCUUUUCACUGCGACUUUCGGAGGCGCAGGCGCAACCUCUGCUCCUUCGAGGAACAACAAUAGUGAGCAAGAAAAUGAACAACCAGAAGGACAACAGCUCAGCUCAUCAAGACCUUCUAGCGAGCAAAUGAGCAAUAGGCAACAACAAGAAACCUCGAUGGUAAAUGGCACAUCCUCAGCAACUGAGGAUCCCUUGUCUCCUGACAGCAAAGGAGCUAUGGCACUACAACAGGGAUCUUCUUCCGAUUCGAACUCGACGUCGUUCUCCUCAUCUUCAAGUUUAAGUAGACCUGGGUGCCCGAGAAUUGUGCGGGACGAGGAUAUGCUUAAGCUUUCCCAGACCGCGCGGUCGAUUCUUCAGAGCUGCAAUGCUCAUUUGUGGAACAAGAUUCAGUUCCACGUGCGCAGUUUUCCCCGACCUACGUUCAUAUGGGCUUGGGCGCUGGAGGAACAUGCCGAUAGGCGUAUGCACUUGAUAGAAAUUGCGGCUGCUGAAGCGGAAGCAAUGUCAAGAACAGUACCUUCAGCUUCUGGAGCGAGGGAUGGUUCACUUGCGGGAGGAGGCCAACAGCCGUCAGCAAAUGAUCUCCAUGCUUUGAAAAAACCAAAAACGGCCUCCAGCUCGACAACCACUUCUUUUUCGUGCGGUCCUUUCCCAGCAGGAUCUCCAAGCUUAGCAGGGGCGCUACCGAAAGUUCAGAUAGAAUCGGCUGCGUCUAUUCCGCAGGCGCUCUCAAGCGCACAAGUUGCCGAAGUGAUGGGACAAUACAAGCAGGCGCACGCUUUAGUUAGUAUCCUAUGCGGCACAGAUCACGAAUUCGUUAAGAUUGCCCUCCAAAAAGCGACAUUACUGCACCAGUGUUUCCACUCGCGAUACAACGCGACUCCCUUAGCUGCACCGUCCCCUACAACCUAAGAUCAUACGAUAAUGAGAAUCUUGCCACGUAAGGAUCCUCAAGCGCCAUAAUUCAACAUUCUCACGUGUUAUAUCGUGGUCCUCGAAUGAAAGAUGCUGCUGCUUUCUAAAAUGAGUUGAGAAGUGCUGUUUUGAAAGUUCAUCCUAGGACUGGCACGAUCGAUCUCGUAGGAUUUCCAUACUCCACCUUAGCAUUUUACUUUCUUUUACCCUUCGAUGACUAUGUGUUGACCUCACCCGCUCCGGCAUCUCUGCUUGUUUAAGUAAUGAGAUGACCCUCGACCACGACGACUGUAGCUCGCAAUCGCUGUUCAACCCAUAUCUAAUGAGUAUAUCAAAGCGAAGCAAUACUUGUCAUGCUAGUGGUGCGUGGAAGGUUAUCCGCGAAAACUACUAUAAAAAUUAAUGUUUCGAAAUUGUUUAGAUGGAAACUCAGAGUUGUAACUGCCGCGAAGUGUG